Cuculus canorus (common cuckoo) is the source of this 3308-nucleotide messenger RNA. RefSeq names its product coiled-coil domain containing 40 (gene CCDC40). NCBI's taxonomy places the organism in Eukaryota, Metazoa, Chordata, Aves, Cuculiformes, Cuculidae. Bases 162 to 3188 code for a protein of 1008 amino acids. The record is from RefSeq and is a predicted model, not a curated record. The transcript is spliced from 19 exons. Gene Ontology annotation, cellular component: cilium; cytoplasm. Gene Ontology annotation, biological process: heart looping; axoneme assembly; epithelial cilium movement involved in determination of left/right asymmetry.
CCCCCUGCGAGCUGACGUGGUGCGGUCCGACUCCCCGCCCCCCGCCGCGGGUUGAGGUGGUGCAGCCCGCAGCGGUCACGUGACCGGGCGUUGCUGCGUUGCCUGGCAACGGGAGCUGCUGUUAGCCGGGACCGGGACCCUCUGGUUGCAGUCCCCGCCCCAUGGAAGAGCCGACUGAUGCCGCAGCAGAGGGAUCUGGAAUGGAAUUGGGCUCCGCUGAGCAGGAUGCAGUCAGAAUUCCAGCACAUCCUGCCCUGGAGGAAAAAUCUCCUGAGACUUUUUCGGGCAAAGUGGAAGUAGGCAGUUUCACUCCUGAAUUGGGUGAGAUGGAGCAGCCAAUAACAGACAGAGGAAGCUCUUCCCAUACAUCUCCAGUAGAUGCUCUGCAGGCAACAGCAUUGUCAGUGGAGGUGAACAGCAGCAUAAAGUCAGGUGACAUCGGAGAAGCUGUUUCUCUCCAUUCAGAGUCUGCCUUUGAGCAGCUUGGUCAGAUGACUAGUGAGCAUGGUGACCAAAGAUGGGAAGAGGAACGCCAGCAGCAUGGAGCUGAGCAACACAAAAUGGGUGGAAGAAGUGAAGAAACUGUAGCAGAAACACAACUGUUUGUCUUGGAUCCAGAACACCCUCUGGUGAGAAGAUUCCAGGCUGCUCUGGAGGAUCACCUUACUAAGCAGUUAGAAAAAGUGAGCCUAGAGGUUCAGGAGCUGAGGACAGCAACAAAGAAGAGCGAAGAGCGAAAAGAAGAGCUGGGAGGGAUUCUUUAUGGGGAGCAGCAGCAGCUGGCCCAACUGCAAAUGGAACUGGAGAAGAGCCGUGAGCGCUGCUCUCAGGCAGCCACAGCGCGUCAGCAGGUGGAAGGGGAAUUGGAGGGCCUCAGGCUUAAGUACAAGAAAUUUUGUCAGGAGAGAGAUGAUGAACGCAAGAAAGUUUCUGCGAUGCAGACCCAGGCUGACGACCUGGCCUUGCGUCUCUUCCACAUGCAGAACAUGGAUGAGGAUAUGCGUCAUAAUCUUUUACUAGCGAAAGGGGCAACAAAGAAGGCUGAGGCACAGAAGGUCCAGGCUGAGCUGGAAAAGAGAAAACAGGAUCUUCUAGUAGAACGCUUAACAAAAAAAGCCGAUGAACUACAAGAACAGAUUGCUCUGUUUGAAGCUCAGUUGGUGGCCCAGGCAGAGCACACAAAAGUAACUCGGCAAGCAGUAAAUGAGGUUUGUAUGGAGAUUGAGGCUGUUAACAUGGAGAAAAAGCAGUUGAUUAGCCGCUGGAAUAGUAGCUUGAUUGCAAUGAAGCAAAGAGAUGAGGCCUAUACUGCCGCACAAGAGUUGCUGAGCAAAUACAGACAUGACCUCAAGUCCCUAGAAAUGGACAUCGAGAGCUGCGAAAAGUCAAUCAGGAAGGAGGAGGAGAAGAAUGAGUUGCUUGUCACCAUCCUGAGCCGUUCAGAGAAUGAUGUCAGCACAACAAAGAAACUGAUUGCCCAGUGCCUUUCAAAGCAAGAGGCCUUGAAGGUUGAAUGUGCCACCUAUACUCACAUUCUCCAUGAGUCAGAAGAGACCCUCAACAGGACCAAGAUGGAUCAAGCUACUCUUCUGAAAGAGUUGCAGUCCAUCAAUAAGGAUAUAGAGAAAGCAACUGAUGCCAAAGUGCAAAUGGAGAAUGAAAUCAUGGCAAAGCUUCAGGACCAGAGGAUGUCCAGCAAAGCUGCAAAGCACUUCUCACAGCUGGUUGCAAAAGUUCGUCAGAGAAAAACAGAUCUGGAGCUGCAUUGUUCCAAGCUUGAGAAUGAUAUCGCCCAGGUUGUUCUAAAUACAACUCAGACCAACUGCAGGCUGACAGUUCACCAAAACGCACUUUGUGAGCUGAAGAAGGAAAUAAAAAAUGUUGAAGAUCUGAUCAGACACAAGGAAAGUGAGAUUGCAAAGUGCCGUCUCCUGACUGAGAAGAAGCAAAGGAUUCUCAGCCAGUACAACAAGAAAUUGGAGAUGAUACUUUCUCAGCAGGAGGGGCAAGAACUGGCACCACUGGAAAUUGAGAUCAACAGGCUGACCAAGGAGAUAGAAGAAUAUAAUCUGAAGGUGACAAUGCUACAGAAGUCCUGGCUCAAUCUGCAGAAAGAGAUGGUGAAAUUAACACAUGAACGGGAUGAAGAAAUAGCCUCUUUGGAUGUGUUAAAGAAGCAGAUCACAAUACUGCAGCAGAAGAAACUGCGCACUGAAAAUGAAAUUCAGCAGGAAAUAAAAGAGCAGAAAGACAUCAAACAUCACAUGAGCAACAUGAGAAAUGAAUUGGUAAAGUUGAAUGUGUUGAUCAACAAGAACAACAGCAACUUGGAGGAACUGCGCUCUGGCAACAUUAUCGCGGAGAACGAGUUUGUACGAUCUCUUAAGGAAGCCGAAAAAGAAUCAGUUGAGAUGCAGGAGAAGCACAGGCAAUUGACUAAGGAGAACGAAAGACUCUUAAACAGCCUGGUGGAAGCAGAGCAAAAAAUCAUGCUAUGGGAGAGAAAGAUCCAGCUGGCAAAAGAGAUACGUACAACGGUGAAUUCUGAGAAAGGCGAAAUCCAGGCCAUAAGAGCAGGCGUUCGUAGAAAGCAGAUCCGCUAUGGGCAGCUGAUGAAGCAACAGGAGAAGAUGGUUCGUGAGAUGGAGGCAUUUGUUUCUCGUCGAGAGAUGAUAACGAUUCGUGGAGAGAGUCAGAAAAAAACAGAUAAGAAAUGUAUCCCCAAGAGCGACAUCCACCGCAAGAAUCAGGACUUGAGAAAGCAGAUCAGCGAAACCCAAGAGAAAAUUCGAGACUGCGACAAAACCAUCCUGGAGCUGGAGAGCGCCCAAGCGUCUCUUAGCACUGCUUUGUUGGAAAAGCAGGAAGAAGUGCGCAGACUGCAGGCCGAGUGCAAUGACCUCGAUUCAGAGACAGAAUGUCUUCGGUACCAGAAACGAUGGAACCUUUUGGAGAUUGUGGCCUUACAGACACGCCAGAAGCGUCUGCAGGCACUGAAGGAAGGGAAGUACGUUCCUCUGUGCCGCACUGAAGAAGACUGGAGGAAGGAGCGGCAGAAACUGUUGGACCGGCUCCGUACCAUCAAUGCUAUCAUCCACCGGGUCCAGCAGGAACACCCUCAACACCAAAGGGUUCUCCAGUGGCUCAGUGAGCGCUUAGAAUCCAAGCUGGCCUCAUACGAAGAUUGACAGACACUCACACGAAACACAUACGACCCUCUGCUCUUGUUGUCUUAGAGGCUGCAUCUUUGUGCAUGGAUAAAGAUAAGGAUGGGAAAGGUUUAAUUGUUAUUAAAGAUGGAAACAGCU